Messenger RNA from Knipowitschia caucasica, 699 nucleotides. The record is from the annotation of a GenBank genome assembly. NCBI's taxonomy places the organism in Eukaryota, Metazoa, Chordata, Actinopteri, Gobiiformes, Gobiidae.
AUGGGAGACCUCUGGGAACAGCAGAACUACAAGAGGAAAACAGAGGCGGCUAAGAAGGAGUACCUGAAAGCCCUGGCCGCCUACAGAGCCAGUCUGGUUUCCAAGUCUUACAGCGACCCGGCAGAGGGCAAGUGCGUACAGACGAGCCAGGCGUCCCCUCACAUGAUGCCAGCCAACCCGCCCCUGUACAGCGUGCCCCCCCAGCCGUCGUCCCCGUACUUGGGCCCCGGGGCCUUUCCUCUGAGCGACCUGCAGAGCUACACAGGCCACGCCCCUCGCCACGCCCUGUCGCAGACGCUCAGCCAAUCACAGAUGCUGCCCAGCAUUAGUGCCUCUCCUCCCUCCUCCUUCCAGAUCAGCCCGCCUCUGCACCCACACCAGCAGCUCUCCCUGCACCAGAGCUCGCUGCUCAACCAGCCAAUCCGCAUGCAGCAGGUCCAGUCCCAGCCAAUCAUCUCCCACCAGAUGGGGCUGCAGGCCUCGCUCCACUCCCCGCCUCCUGGACAGCAGGGUUACUCUCACCUGCAGUCCGAGUAUCAGAAGAGUAUCGGGGGUUCCCAGUCUCCAGGGGCUCCUGGCUCAGGUCCAGGGGGUAUCGCCCCGAGUCACGACUGGGACAGUGAAUACUGCAAUCGAGAGUGUGGCAACCACUGCAGUGGCAGCAUGAUAGGCAGGGACAAGCCUCUCUACCUCACCUGA